CGCCUGUCCGGCAACGUCAGCGGCAGCUUCACUCUCAUGCGCGACGAGCGCGGGCUCCCGGCCAUGAACAACCUCUACAGCCCCUACAAGGAGAUGCCUGGCAUGAGCCAAAGCCUGUCCCCGCUGGCUGCCACGCCGCUGGGCAACGGGCUGGGAGGUCUCCACAACGCUCAGCAGAGCCUGCCCAACUACGGUCCUCCGGGCCACGACAAGAUGCUCAGCCCCAACUUCGACGCGCACCACACUGCCAUGCUGACCCGCGGUGAGCAACACCUGUCCCGAGGCUUGGGCACCCCACCUGCAGCCAUGAUGUCGCACCUCAACGGCCUGCACCAUCCAGGCCACACUCAGUCCCACGGGCCAGUGCUGGCGCCCAGCCGCGAGCGGCCGCCUUCGUCUUCGUCGGGCUCACAGGUGGCUACAUCCGGCCAGUUAGAAGAGAUCAACACCAAAGAGGUAGCCCAGCGCAUCACCGCCGAGCUGAAGCGCUACAGCAUUCCACAAGCGAUCUUCGCGCAGAGGGUGCUGUGCCGGUCUCAGGGGACUCUCUCUGACCUGCUCCGGAAUCCAAAACCGUGGAGUAAACUCAAAUCUGGCAGGGAGACCUUCCGCAGGAUGUGGAAGUGGCUGCAGGAGCCUGAGUUCCAGCGCAUGUCCGCCUUACGCCUGGCAGCGUGCAAACGCAAAGAGCAAGAACCAAACAAAGACAGGAACAAUUCCCAGAAGAAAUCCCGCUUGGUGUUCACCGACCUCCAACGCCGAACACUCUUUGCCAUCUUCAAGGAGAACAAACGCCCGUCCAAGGAGAUGCAGAUCACCAUUUCCCAGCAGCUGGGCCUGGAGCUCACAACCGUCAGCAACUUCUUCAUGAACGCCCGGCGCCGCAGCCUGGAGAAGUGGCAAGACGAUCUGAGCACGGGGGGCUCCUCGUCCACCUCCAGCACUUGUACCAAAGCAUGAUGGGAGGACUCUCACUUGGGCACAAGUCACCUCCACACAAGGACAACAGACACCAAAAGAAAACACAAAGGAAAAAUACACCGGAUUCUUAGCUGGGGCCCUUCACUGGUGAUUUGAAAGCACAAUUCUCUUGAAAAGAAACUUCUAUUCUAGCUGUAAUCAUAGGCCAGGUGUUCUUUUCAUUUGUUUGUUUUUAAUGGCUAUAGAUUCCAAGUGCAAGCUGAAAAUUAAUCUCUUUGAACCAGACACUGUUCUCUGAGCAUGCUAAGCAUCCCAGAAACCCAAAUGGGGCCUUCUUGGAGUGAGUUCAUUCCAUUAUGGUGUCAACCAAGUUCAGGAUUGCUUCAAGAGUCAGCAGUCCCACUUCAGGUCCUGUCAACCUCUUGCAGUCAGAGUUCCCACAAGUAACAGUGUGAAUUUGGCCUGUGUAAGGACUCUGAGUUUAGGCUUCCAUGAUGCUACAACAAGAGAAGAAUCCAGCCACAAGAAUGACCUCAUUUGCUUUCCAAGUGCUUAGCCUCAUUAUACCACAGUACACCAAAGUUCACAGCCAUAACACAAAAAAACAUCAGAAUGGUAAUUACUGAGCACAAGUUUUAAAUAUGGAAGUUUAAAAAAAAAUCCAAGGACCUGUUUUUCCAACUCAGGCAUCUUUUCAUUAAAUGGUUUAGGAAGAUUUAAGUUGAUCCAGUUUACAAUUUUUUUUUCUUUUUUUACCUCCUGGAAAUAUCAUGUGGUCUUGGAUCCGUCAAAAACCAAAUCAGUUCACUUGAGCUCAAAGUAUCAAGCACAACGAAGAUAAACAGAAAUAAGGAAGGUUCUGGAACCACUGCAUCUGGAUUUUCAAGACGCCUGUUAUGAAGUCAUUAGGGAAAUCGUUGGGAAUAUGGCUUCAAGCACAUUUUGCAGUUUGCUACAAAUUCUGUUUGUACAUAAUGCAGACGCACACUCAGGAGGCCAAUUUAACUGUUACGGUACAUGGAGCAAAUGCAGCAUUUUAAAAGAUCUAGAUUCUUUUAGAUCAUUAAUAUAUCCUUUUUGGUUUACCAGUCAUCUGGUUCCUCCUAUUGUGCGUUGUGAUUAUCAUGUAACUUAUUCUCACUCUUUUUGAUUUGGGUUAUUCUCUCAUCCAUCCCAUAAGUAAGGAUGUUUUCAGUGUUUUCUAGCAAGGAAAAGAAUCAAUCAAACCACCAUACACGUUACUCAUACGCCAUCUAGUCCUAAAUCUCUUCCAUUGUUGAAUCAUCCUUGCAAAACAGCUGAAUAAAUCUGGAGAAAACACAGCACACCAAAGAAGCAGAAUACUGCAAACCAAAGACAUUUAUUACUUGCCAUUUUCUAGCCUAAAAAUACUGUGAUUACUUUUAGAAAUCAGAAAACCUCUGCAACUCCAAAUGGCAUUCAGCUCUUGCAUUUGGCUCACCAUCGGGCUGAGCAAACCAGCUACGCCAAGGACGUUCGCCACGCCACCCAGGGAGUGGCUUUACCAUGCCAGCCCUGGUUUCUGGCUGUCACCUUCCCAGAGCAAGAGGACAGGGAGAUUGUGAAGGUCACAAUGUGCAUAUUUACCAGUGAAUGGCCCCAGCUGGGCACCGUGGGCGUGUUCAAAGCAAGCCAAACGCUGCAAUGAUUCUUUACAGACACUUGAGACUGACUUUUUUAUGAAUUACUUAAUCGAAACCAAAGAAACUUUUUCUGCACCUACUUCUACAACCAACAACUGUCCCAUUAAAAUAAAUAAAUAAAUCCGUAAAUCAGUGGAAAUCACCACCACCAAGAAGGAAGCACGCCAGAAGAGAAAAUAAAAAUCCAAAAACAGCGAGACACACUGUGUUCAGACAGACCUCUUGGGACAUUAUUUUGGAAGCAGAUUUUAAAGAAAGGGUUGAGACAAGAACAGAAAUAAAGAAGAGCCUCCGUGGCUGCUGCUUCAUUUGCCAACUCACGCGGUAAUCUUAAAGUUGAAGAUUGUCUUUAAUUUGUGCCUAUGCAGUUUUUCAAAAGAACACGGAACAGAGCAACAGAAACCUCAACAGCUACAAUACCAAAGAUGAGGAUUUCUCACAUGUUUUGUUUCAGUUCAUUAUCUCCUCUUGCCUGGCUAAAAUACUAAUAGCGCCAUUGAUCUGUAUAAAGGUAAUCAAUUUUGUUUCUCUGAGCAACAAAAGGAAAGGGUCAUUUAUUUGAUUUUAUUGUUUCCCUUUAAUUUUGUUUUAUGGCUUUUUACCCCACCAUGGAAUCUCUCAAAAGGUUCCACAGAGUCUAAGUUUUAGAUGUUGGGAUACUGAAUGAUUCUUUUCUCUCUGCUCAGCAGUGUGGGGAAUGAUACUGUCACUUGAAUGUUCUUUGCUUAACCCUUAGACUUGGUCCCUUAUAUGUUCAGAGUCUCAUCAUCAGGGGAGGGAAGGGGAGUGAGGGUCAGGGGUAGGGGUCUUGGCAACACAUCCUCUCCCAAGCCACAGAACCAAAGAGUUUAUAGGGGAAUUUACAGCCUCGUCUUCAUGUGAUUGCUACAUCCUAACAGGGCUUCAUUUGGGGUGGGGAGGGGGGAAACAUGUAAAAAUAAUGACCAGUUUCUACUUUUCUAUUAGCUUUUUAAAAAUCAGCUGUGAAAGUUGCAUUUCUAAAGAAAGAUAUAUAUAAUAUAUGAAUACAUAUAUAGAUCAACUUGACAUUGGUGAUAACCCAAAAUUAUUGCUGUCCAAAUUCAUGUCUUGUUUUUGUCAAGUGCUUCAUUGGUCAAGUAUUCAAUGCAGAAUUCUUCUCAUUUCUCAUGUCAUUCCUGAGUUCAUUUGCCACUGCGGAUGAUAUAGGGUAUUAAGAUUUCUAUGAAAAUUUCUGGGAAAGGUUUAAGAUCAAGUUCAAGCAUUUCAACAUUUAACCUGUUGAUAAAUGGACCCAUGGUGUAAAUGAGUUUUAUCUGUAUUUGGAGUCAUCUCUAUGCUAUACCUCAACCAUGGUCAAGGUGGUGAGGAAGGUACAUCCGUCAGACCCAGCCCAGAAUGGUGGGCUCAUCUUCUGUAACUCCUGGGAAGGCUCAGUGGUCAUUUCCACCAGUAAGGGGACAUGAGGCCAGCUCAGAAAUCUGUUCUCCAGGAGCUGCCCUGUCCAUGAAGGUAUUUCAGGUCCCACUCAGUGAAUAGAUCCACCAGUGGACAUCUUGUAAGGGAAGUCCAGCUCCUGUUGCAAUGGGUUGAUCAGGUUUCCUCAGGAUAGUAAUUACCAAUUUGUAUUGCCAAGCCUACAUACAACCACAGCAGGCACUGGGGCGGGGCAGUGGUGGUGAUGUUGGGGACCUUGAUCUUGGACAGAAAAUAUAAAGCAGGUUUGUGGGAGAGCCCUAGAGUCUUGCCCCUGGAGAGCUCCAUGUGUGCCACCUCCCCGUUCUUAGGAUGCAAGUCUCCCUUUGCAGCAUGGAGCUGUGAGAGAACACAGCCCUUCUUGAUUUUCUUAAUUCUUUGGGGGUUUAUUCCUAGACUCUUCCUACAUGUCCAUUUGUCCCUUGCUCAUGAUUCUUUCUCUAAGGACUAAGGAAUGUAGGGGAUUGUUCCCAUAUGAGUUGACAAAGAUGAAUUUCAACCUGGGUAUUUCUAAAUGAGUCUUUGUGACUUCUGACCAAUAAAACUAGUUGUUUUUCUCGAGGUUAGGUUGAGGAACUGAGCCUGCUUAGUGUGGUUACUGAUUCUUUGACACACAAAUCUCAGUAUUUGGGUCUUUGGCAUUCUCUGAAGAUGUCUAGACCAAAGGAGGCUGCUUUUGUGGCCUGCAUUUCAACACUGGUCAAACCAGCUGGUCCUCUAGUGACCAGAGGAAGAUGUCAUAAUAUUGAAAAAGGCAAAAAUUUCCCUCCAAGGACUUUUAGUAAAUGUCUCAUAUAAGAUAAUGUUAUGCUAAAGGAAAGUGCUUGCUUUAAAAUAUAUAUAUAUAUAUAUUUACAUACAUACAUAAAUACAUAUGUGUAACUAUACAUUUAUGUAUCAAAAUUUUAAGCCCUACUGAAUUUCAAUGUAUUAGAAAUCUGAAAGUAAAAGCUUGCUAUAUUGAAAGGUAAUAGAAUUUAACCCAGUGAGUUUUCUCAAGAAUUUUUAAAGUUAUUAUAAGUUAAUACUCUCAGAGAAAAUAGCAAUUUGAACUUGGUUAUAGUUUAAGAUCCAUUUUCUCAGUCCGAGAGAAAUUCCAGGCAUGCCUCAGCCAUCAGCAACAAAAAGGACAGUGUGAAGGAACAGUUAUCAAUGAGAUUUCACUUUCUGGAGGCAACUGAAAUUAAAUGGUCACGGCUAUGGGGUAGAAAUAUAUUUUUCUUUAUUCCUUUCCAUAAAUAGAUUCACUUUAUUUAUUUAUUUUUUUAAAUGUGAUUUUCGUGCUGGGGACAUACUUCUUUCAUUCCAGGAAAUGAAAAAUAAAAGGCAAUUCAGUUUUCUUUUUAAAAAGAAAACAUUAGCAACCAUAAAAACUCAACACCAAUAUUUAAAAGCUCUUCCAAAGUGUUAAUGAGUGUUUGGGUUGUAUCACGUAAAGGUCCAGGCUUGACUGAGUUAGAGGACUCCACUUGAUCUGGAGGAACCACAGUUGUCUCUUAGCUCCUUUCUUCCCACAGCUCUUUGUAAUUGUGAGCUUAGGAAAUCCAAACUAAUUUUCAUUACGAGCUAAAGUGAAAUUAUAAUUAGGAAGGUAAAUCUGAUAGCCAUGUAGGCACACACACAUGUGCAUUUCUUAAGUCAAAUGAUACAUUUCAAAGCCAAAUAUAAGUUUUUUAAAUUAUCAACCAGUUUACCUUGCUAUGCUGGGCAUUAACCUAUUAGUGUCAAUUAAUUAAAUAUAAACAUUUUGUUUAUUUAUUUAUUUUUUAAAUCACUAGUACAAGGAGAAACUUUCCUGCUUUUGAAAAUGGAGGUAGAAUUAUAGAACUGGUUUGAUGAUCGUUACCAAAGUGUUAUGACAGUAUGUCUUUGUAGUGAACUCAGAUUUUCAGGAUGUUGUAGAGUGAAAUUUUUUAAAAUCUAAAAACGGGCUGGGUUUCAGUAUUGUGAAAUAAUGCACCCUAUUAAAAACUGGAGAGAAAGAGAUGAGAUACGAGAGCAAGGUUGACCACAAGGCCCAGACCAAGUACUUGGAUGAUAACUCUUCCGUUUGAAAUAGAUCAGAGCUGCCUUUUUGUUGUUGCUGCUGAUGCUGUGUGAUUCAGACUUGGUAGCUAAACCAGGAAGAGUGGGUAGGUAAUGGGAGAGGAAGAAAGAAGAAGGGAUGGAGCUGGUCUACUUCUAGCUUUCUAAUACAUAUCUGCAAAACUGGAUAGCUUAAUAAUUUUGUACCUUUAGCUAAGACGAAGUCACCACUGGAACAACAGGAGGUGCUAAUUUUGAAAUCAGACCACAGAAAGUCCUUACUAAAGGAAGAAUGGAACCCCAGCGUGUUGUACGAUGUCAUAAGAUAAUGUUGUCUUUACAUAUGGAUGUCCCAGUGUCUAUUUUCUAUCAAUGAUUUGUUUCUUUCCAAGGUAGGGAAUGUGGAGAGGGUUUGUUUUAUAAAGCCCCAGAAAACUUUAUAAAAUACAAAAUACUUAUUAAAAUAAUAUAGGAUCUCAUAUAGGUAGAAUACAAAACAUAAUUGAGGCUGAUGGGCUAUUGUGUGAUGUUAAAGACUCAUUGUCUCAGAUACCAAAAUGAUUCUGGCAGUCUGAGGUAAGUUAAAACUAGAGCCCAGGCUUUCCCUAUAGAUUUUUGAGCUUGGUUGAUUGAAAUUAACCAGCUAAAACCUUUUUAGUAGGGAAAAUGUGUAUAAAAAACCCAUUGCUACAGGUUUGUUCAUUCCAUGGAAGUCUUCCACUCUACUCCAUUUUAGCAACUAGCUUUUCUCAUAGCAUAAACUUUAGUAGAUAAGUCUGCCUAAGGCUUACACGGUCUGUUUGCUUGGAUGUAUGCAGAUUUAGAUACAUAUUUUGACAUGUAUUCUCAUAGAUAUAACAUACAUUACCUAUACGUGUCUAGACUGUGUACACAUGUAUACAUAUGUCUAGUACACACAUACUGUAAUCUGUUACAAUAAAUAAAUUUUAAAUCAUCGUUUAACAUGUAUGUGGUACUUCUACAAUGUACAUUGUUUUCAUUAUUUAUUGUAACACUGAAAACCAAAGUGCAGAAAAAAAAAAUUUUUUUCCAGCAUUUUCAUUGUGUAAGCUUGGAAUUAUGUUCAUUUGGGCACACCCAAGAUAAACUCAACUUUCAGAAAUCAUGGAUAUUCUUUAAUCAUCUGUUAGAAUGACACCUAUGCUUGAUAACUUCGGUUGAAUAGCUUUAAUCUGGAUCUCUCAUAACUAAAGCUAAAUCCAAAGACCUGAAAAAGGAUUUUUUAAAAAUUUUUAAAAAAAGAAAAAAAGAAAAAGAAAGGAAAAUAGCAAAGUCAAGUGCAAACCAAUGGGAUGAAUGAAAGUGGGCUCUGGUUUUUCAGGGUUGGGAUGAUGGUGACAAGGUCCUGCAGAGGCUGUGCUAGCUAGGGGGAGUGGUGAUUUUUUUUCAUGCUUGUCUCAUUUAAAUGAUCUUUAACACAAGAAAGCUUUAGAAGUUAUUGUUUCCUUGUUUAUUUUUAUUGAGACUAUUGAAAAAGGUUAUACAGUUUGUCAUUCGAAAAAUGAAGACCCCCCCUCCAGACAAAAUUUUUUUUUAAAUCAUAUCUCUUCGGGUUAUGACCCAACAAGUUAAGUACCCUUCAUGUAAUUAAUUUAUAUACAUUAGUUUCUAGUAUGCAAGUGUAUAGGAUUUGGGUAAUUAUUUAAUUAAUCUUCUUUAGUUUGACUUUACUCCUAGUACUUAUUUAUCAAAAUUUAGACCAAUGGUGCAUCAGAGAUGCAAAAUCCUAUUUAGAAUACUCUCGAAGUUUAGUUUGCUUUAUGAAGCAGUGAAAUUCUGUUACAGACAGGGAAGAAAUACAAGUUACAAAGAAAAAUAAUUCGGGGUAUUUUUCCUUCUUGAAUUAACUUCUUAAAUAGUUUAAGUAACAAUUAUUAAAUUAUUUAAUUUAAGUUCGCAGCCCCACCUGGUACCAGGCGAACUUCACCUCUUAAUUAUUGGGGCCCUCAGAGCCUUCCUAUUGUAACUUAUUUAUUUAACUUAUUCAGCAUCUGUGAAAGGUGCACUGUAUAGUUUAUAUUUUUUAUUUAAAACAACAGUGUGUUUGCUGUCAGAACAACAGAGCAAAUUUUGUGGACAAGCAAUGACUGUUCAACCUGAACCUGUGCAUUCAGAAAAUGUAAGCUGAGACCUGCUUCACCAGCCUGGAUUCGGGGCUUCUAUACAGAAACUGGAAAAAUAAAUAAAUAAUAAAAAGCAUAAGCAAAAAGAGAGAAACCCUUACACUAGCUGCUUCCAAGAAUGAACUGUGUGUGUGUGUAAAGCAACAAAACAAAAAAGGAAAAAAAAAAAAGCAGAAAAAAGAAAAAAAGGAAAAACUUUCUAUUUCUAGUGAGAACCAAAGAAGGCUACCUCACUGACUUUUUCCAUUUGUAAUUUUAAUCGUGUUGAUGACACCAAAGAUACCAAAGAUUUCUUUCUCUGUGCGGUCUGCAUUUUGCUCGUGCUCUUUUAUAAUUUGAACUAUUCUCUCUGACAUGGUAUGUACAGCCACAGCUCAGAUACCCCAAAGAAAUAAUUAUCUAUGCGACGGUGGCUGCUAAUUUGGAAAGGGAUAUUUUCUGUGUUUCUUUCACUUGUUUGUUGUCCCCUUAACAUGUUCAGGAUUCAAGUUUGGAUGCUGCUCGAAUUGGAUUCCUUCAAUUCUGAUUCCAAAUUGGGGAAGAAGACUGGUUGGAUGGGUCUUCAGUCCUAGCCAUGACCUCUGUCCCUGCUUUGGAGCUAUCACCAUAAAGAUUUCCAAAUACAGGACCAUAGAAACACUAGCCAUUGAAUAGUAGAGCUUGAAGGAAACUUAGGAAUCAUUUGGUCCUAUCCUCGAGGCCUGGAGGAGUGAAAUAGUUAUGCAAGUUAAAUACCUGUCUAGAAACAAAACCCACACACGUCCCCUGGCUCCUGACCCUGAGUUCUGCCCCUGAGCUUUGCCCCUGAGCUCUGCCCCUGUGCAGUGCCAUCUCUGUAGGGGUUGGUCACACACUGAAAAUGAGCGGGGACUGGGGCUUACCACUUAUAUUUUCAUCCUAUAAAAAUAAUCACAGGCAUUUUCAGUGCCUAUCUAGAUGGUAUCUCAACACAGUAGUCACAAAUGAUGAGUUGCUUUUAAUAGAGGUGACCAGCCUUGAAAUAGUAGGACUCAAACAGGGGGUUUUGCCCUGGGAGGUACAUAUUGAUCCAAACAGAGUGAUUGCCUUUGCUCCUCCCCAUUAUCAAGGGUUGUAUAAAUAAGCCUUUAAUUCAGUGGGAGGAGAAAGUUCAUUCUUGGCCUGUUGAGUCUAAUUAUUAUGGAUAUUUUAAAGUCAGUAUGUGUCAAGAAAGGGAAUUUGAUCCUAUGCCAUUAAGCUGUUCAGUUUUUUCCUUUUCACUUACAAGUGUUUACAUUUCAUUUCUAACCCAGCUUUAUAUUUAUGAGAGAUGUUUAUGCCUUACCUCAUUUGAUGGGAGAGGAUUAUUCAUUAUAAAUAAAAAAUGACCCCAAAAUUUCAGAAGAAGGGGUAUGCCAGUUUAAGAAUGGUUACUUAAAAUUGAUUGCUUCUUUCCUUCUUACUCAUGAAAUUAAUUUGUCUUCUUUAAGCUUAUUUUGAUUCCAUUAAAUGAUUAAAUCACCGUUAAUAUUCAUUCCUCAAAGUGAUUUAAACAUUAGCCAAUGAACCUUUCUCAGCUUUUGACCAAAUGGGUUUUAGAUACAUACAACAAUCCACUUCUAGUCCAGAUAGCUCCUUAUUGAGCAGUUUACUAAUCUAGUUCUCUUUGAGCUUUUCUAAGAGGCUGUUUAGACCAAGAUGAUAAGAAAGGAAAAGGCCAGUCAACCCAGUUCUGUGCAACAACAGAGCACAGCUAGCACAGGAAUUUAGCAGACAGCCCGACACACUGUAGGAAAGUUUCCAAACACCAUCCUGACACAUGCAAAAGUUCAUGCCUGUCCAAACAAGCUCAAAGUUCACUCUUUUCUCCCUAUACAAGGCAAACCUGCAAGGCCUUCUUCCAACCAGCAAAUUGCUUUGUUUUUUUCUCCCCAAAUUCCUAUGAGAAAUAGAAUUCUCAGAACACCUGGGAGACACAACAAAGAUGAUCUAAUUCACCGAGCAGAGCAGCGAUGUGCUCCCCUCUAAGCAAACCUCCCCUUCCCUGGCCUUCCUUCCCCAAGUCCUCUACAAGAGAAAGCCUAGAUGGCAGCUGAACACAGAAAACAUCCCAACUGGCAGCCCCUUCCUCCGCAAUCCCCUCAGCCUCAUGCUUCACUUGCAAAGUGUGACAUAACCACGGGACGAGUGCCUUGCUUGAACCAAAGCAACGAUUUAGCCAGUCUGGACCUCUCUGUGCUUUGUUUAAUCCUUCCUGUGAAUACCUCAGCUUCAACUGGGCCUCCAUACAGUCAAUUGGUGGGCUUAUUGUACUGUGGUGCUUUGCAAUGCAACCCUGCAAAGAACAAGAUUUGUACUAAUACCAAAGGUUCUUUCUCUAUGUCUCCUUCUGCCUCCCUCAUUCUUCCCCCUUUUCUAGUUCUUCACGGUUCCAAAGCUUUAAUAUGAACCUGGGCAUGUUGGCAAUGCAGACCGCGCAAUUCCUUACCGAAUUUUCUCAGAUAUACCUCAUAGAUAAUAGUGUUUAGAGUAAUGUUAUUAUAGCGUAUGUAAUAAAUUAUUCACUGUUUCUUUUGGUAACUGUGACUUAAAAAAAAGAAAAAAAGAAAAAAAAGCUUUAUACGUUUUAGGUUGUGCUUUUGUAAUAGACGAAAAGGUGCGCUUAAAAAAAUGUAUGUUCUUUUUUUUUCCCCUUUGGAUUUUAUUUAUUCUGGAUUGGGGAAAGUUGCAGAAUGAGCCCAAAGUUUACAGUUUCAUAUUUUGCUGAAGAAACAAUCUGUGUUCAUUUGCUCUGUUUAAAAAAAUAAUUAUUUUCUACAUUCGUGCUACUUGGUCUGAACAAUUAAUUGUUCUGUGUUAACAGUGUAGUAUUAUAAUUAGCAACUGCCAAUCAGUGCUCUAAUUUUAUGCAUGAGGCUAAAACUUUAGCAGUGUGAUGCAUUGUGGUUCUUAAUAGCAACAUUUUUCAUUUUGAACUAGAUCUUCCCCAUUGGUUCAAUGGACUUUAUUUAUGCAUGGGCGCCUAUCGUUUGUUAGCAGUUGUGGAACAGUUGUGUAUACAUUAAACUGUGAAAAUGUACACAGUUCAGCCUCAGACAGUGGUAAUAUUGGUUUUAUUGGAAGAUGUCUGUCUCACCUCAAAAAUACCUUUAUAUUGGAAUUUCAAAAUGAGUCAGAUUGAAUUGGGUUCAAAUUUUGUGAUGAGAAAGGUCAUUCCAAGUUUGAGUUAGCCAACUUGCAUUCCACAAACUGGGAUCCUCAUAACCCAGAUAUAUCACCGUAUCCAAGAAGGGUUUGAAAAUGAGCAUUGAAAAACACCUCACCUUUGUAUCUGAAUUCCCACUCACAGAAGUUAUUUUGGCUUUAUGUUUAUGACCUCAGAUCUAACUGGCCAUGUUUAUGGAGAUGCUAAUUCAUGUGUUCCGGCCUUCUUGGAUCUCUGCUUGGGAAUGGCUAUGUUCGACUGUGUGUGGUUUCUCUGAGUAUUUUUAUUAUCAGGUCAGUUCCCAGUAGAAACUCAAAUGGCAUCAGUAUCGAUAAUUCUUCUCUUGCUUUUUGGUCCACUCUCCUGGACAUCUCCACCAACUAUUCCAAAGAUUCAGGCACAUGUGGCUGUGCUCCAAAACUUCACCUGUGCAGCUCUUUCAUGGUUCUUCCUCCCUGAAGUCAGAGUUGACUCUUAACUUUUUACCUACCCCACAAUGUCACGUAUGUCUUCUAAAGGGAAGUAAAAAAGAAGUUUUGAAAUGCAGUUAAGGAAAAGCUUCUUGCUAUAAAUCACCCGAUUAUCUGAGGUCUCUAUAUCUCAAAACAUGUUUUUCAGUUACAGAGGAUUGGGCAAACUUGUUCAUUCUUACAUUUGGAUUCUGAGACCCAUUCUCAAGUUUCAUACCUAUUUCCCAGUCAGUAUGCUUGACAUAAAGCCAAAUCCACUGCCAAGCACACUUGAUUUUGCAUAAGAGAGUGCAGCUUAGGAAACAAUGGUGGAAAAACAGCAUCUGCCUACUUUUGGAAAUCACCAACAGUAGAGCAUUCAUGUUAUCUGUCAAUGAGAAUCUAUUGGGAAUAAGCUUUCAUUAACAAUACAAAGAAACAUAUUUUUAUUUGGCAUUAUAAAGUAGAUUGUGAUAAUGAAAGCUUUGUAAUAUAGUCUUAUUUUUCCCUGUGUUAAUCUGCCAAAGAUGGGAAUGGAUACAAGAAUUUUUAAAUUGGCUUUUGUAAGACAGUUGAUGAUUGUAAUAGUGUUUAAUCUUCCAGAAAGCUUUAUAUGUUCUUCUGCAAUAAAAUCGAUAUUUGUUUCAGUAAAGUUUUCCUCACACUCACGAACCUACAAACCUCUACUCUUGAUGCAGAUAUUGUAGUGUCUACAAAGUUCAAAUGUAUUUUCGAUCCAAAGAAAACAGAGGGGUGUCAGACAUGAGCAUGCGCAGCCCUUGUUAUUAUAGGCAAUGCAUGGGUCUGGCUCACUAGGGUUUGUCAAGAUUUAUUUGAUGAAAGUCAAGCUAUGUUUUGUUAUGCCAUUUUAUGUCUUUUUUUUUCAACUUUGUGGAAAGUGAUAUGUUGAAUCAAGUGUAAGCUGAGUUUUCCACACAACUGAAGUAGCUACAUCGUGAAUGUAUUUUGUUAUUAAAGGGUUUUUACUCAAUGUGUUGUGCCAGUGGAUGUCCUUUUCCUCGGAGACACAGAACUAUGGUGUUACCUCAGCUUGACCUGGGUUUCUCUCCUGCCAUCAUGGGGGAAUGUUGGCCUGGCCAGGCCUGCGGAAGGAGGGGUCAUGCACUAGAAGGUAGGUGGAGAUUAGGAAGAACUCUUCGUAUCUGUUAGCUUUAAGGAGAGCUGGGCCAAAACUCUCUAUCCUCACUCUCUCUGGACUCCAACAGUUCUCUGAGAUCCCUUGAUCUUGAGCACAUGCUGGCAUAAAGACAGACCACAACUCACAGAAAAGGCCAGGAAGAGAAAAAUAGCAACCUUGAAUCUUCUGUAACCCAUCAGGUAUUCACCUUUCCCCAGGCUGGGCUUUGCCUAAGCAAGGCUAUUGUGACUCAUAUCUUGUAGUCGGCUUUACCUGGACUUUCACUGAGGCAUCUUCCUCCAUCCUGACUGUUGCAAAGGGCCCCUCAAUCCAAACCAGAAGCCCCUUGCCACCCAUCCCAUUUAGCUAUUUUCCCUCUGACUUUGGAAGAUGAUUCUUUGAAGAAUAAAGAAAGAUAUGGGAUGGAGUCUGCAUUGCUUCGUUCCCAAGUUGUAUUUUAGCUAGCCCCAAUUCUUUGAUCCAGAAAAAUACAAGAGGAAAUAGGAGACCCCACUAUCUUUCUGUGCCUUGUUCCAUCUCACGGGGCCAAGCCCAUUGCCCAUGCUUCCUUGGGGGACAGACCAAACUGAGAACCUGGCCUAUCAAUGCCUACUUUAUUUCUGUUUGAAAGUCCUGUUCAAAAACUUGCAUAAUUUGGAGAUUUUCCCCAUAUUCCUUAGUAUGGCUCAGUUUGCCAUUUGACUUACAGUCUAGGAGAGCUUUUUUUCAGAUUAUGACAAGGAACCUCCUACUUGGGAAGAAAGGUUAAGUAUCCAAAGACUAUUCAGCUAUUGGGUUGGGAGUCAUACCAUUAGCAGAUACUGCCUUGAAUGUAGAAUAUUAUUUUCUUUCUUUACUAUGAUGUUUAAUAUUAACAAAACCAAAUGGUGCCACCAAACUUCUUAUCAUAAAAGGUGGUAAAAUACCUACCCUAUUGAAAUUUCUGAACCAGGAACACAAGUUUCCCACAGACAAAUAAAGAAGUUGGGAGGCAUAGACUGAGGUGGUACAAGCAUAAUUGUGGUGUUUGUUUUUCUUUUCAUCCAUAUAUUCAAUUGCCAAAUCUUUUUCUCUCAAUCUAAGAGCAGUUCAGUCUUUCCUCUCCAGGUCUGGGAUGCCAAAGAAUUUUAUAAACAAAGGUAAUUCAGGAUUAACCAAUAUUUCAGUUAGUUCUCUUUUUCAGUUUUUGCUUUUCUCAAAGAAGGUGUUUGACAAGGGUACACAGGAAGAACCCAGACAAUAUUUUUCAUCCUUCUUCCUAUUCAAAUAUUUCCACCCAUAUUAAUACUUAACUAACACAAACACUGUAGAUUCGUUCUUGGUCAGUGAAUCCUCCCACCAAAGUGAGUGAAAGCAAGUUCCAAUGUCCUUUCUUUCAUCCCUUUGUGAUAUCAGGAUCCAAAUCAGUCUUGGCUAUUUUCUCAUGGUGGGCCCUGGCCUCAGAUGCAUUUCUUUUUGGUAUUUAAAAACACCUUUCAAUUUCACAUGCUGGCCUGCACAACUUGAAUUCUUUCUUCUAACCUGUUUGUUGAGUUAGGGUAUUUAGAAGUGACUAUAAUGAGUGAAGGGUAGAGAAGGUUAAAAAGAGAAAAAUUGGCCCCAGCUCUGUUUAAAGUUUUAAAAUGGAGGAGAACCAUUAGACCAUAGGAACAAGGCAGAAGAAUGUGAGCCUCCCUGUGAAACACCGUGUUCUGCCACUUGCCUUCUGGUUGGCUAUUUCAGAACACACCCCUCUAGUAGAAAUGCAAUAGGUUCCAUCCAGAUUCCAAGAGGACAAGAGCUCAGAGAGUGGCAGGUGCGCCUCUUGUUCUGUUUCCUUUUACAGAUAGUAUCUCCAAUGACUUUGACAUCACCGCUCAUGUUUAAAAUCAGGAAAACGCACCCUUAAGAUGUGCGCUCCUUUUUGUCUUGAAAAGAACACCCACACAUGAAUCCACAUUCUGACUUUCUUUUCACCCUGAGUUCUAUUUCCAAAACAUAUUAGAACCCAGAUUUUGCCCCUUCUUUGACUUAUUGAGUCAGACUGUGCUGAAAGAUUUUCCAGGGGUGGUCAACAGGGUAUAAAUGGUUGAUGGCUGCCCUAAAAUCCUGGCGGGGAUGAGGAUCACACUUCAUUAUCGAGGAGAUGCUCACCCCUUGAUAAGCUCCCAGUUCUUUGGAAGAUUUCUUUGAAUGUUAAUUGCAUUUUCAGUUUUGCUCAUUUCCCACCCCGAUGUUUUGUCUGUGGCAUUGCUUACACUGGAUUCUUUCUAUUUUUAUUCCUAUCAUUAAAUGGUAGUGCUGUAAAUUCUGCAAUUAAUGUCAAAUAAACUGCUUUAAUUCAUUGA
Molecule: messenger RNA, 15286 nt
Organism: Tupaia belangeri chinensis (Chinese tree shrew)
Lineage: Eukaryota; Metazoa; Chordata; Mammalia; Scandentia; Tupaiidae
Gene: ONECUT2
Product: one cut homeobox 2
Biological process (GO): regulation of transcription by RNA polymerase II
Cellular component (GO): nucleus
Molecular function (GO): DNA-binding transcription factor activity, RNA polymerase II-specific; RNA polymerase II cis-regulatory region sequence-specific DNA binding
Source: RefSeq, a predicted model, not a curated record